GUCACGGACUUCCUGUCUCACCUCACAGAGACUUUUUGAAGUUCAGACUGAGGCAGCAGAUUGACUCCGAGCCAGCGCCGCAACAGGCACGUUGUCCCAAAUUAAACUCCUGUGCGUAAAAUGGCAUUUCUCAGAAGACUCCACGACGACCAGUCUGAGACUCACCUCACCAGCUAGACCGGUUUCUCUCCUUCUUCUCCUCCUCCAACCAUAAAGGAUUAAAAAAAGAAAAAAGAAAAAAGAGCCAGCGUCAUGCCCGAGGUGUCGAAGAUGAAGAAGCCCGACGUCAAGAUAGUUCUGCUGGGAGACAUGAACGUGGGGAAGACGUCGCUGCUCCACAGGUACACGGAGAGGAAGUUCAAAGACACCGUGAGCACCGUCGGAGGGGCGUUCUUCCUCAAACAGUGGGGGCCUUACAACAUCUCCAUCUGGGACACAGCCGGUCGCGAACAGUUCCACGGGUUGGGUUCGAUGUACUGCCGAGGCGCGGCCGCAGUCAUCCUCACUUAUGACGUGACCAACUGGCAGAGCUUAGCUGAGCUGGAGGAGCGCUUCCUGUCCCUGACCGACACCGCUAACCACGACUGCAUAUACGCCGUGGUGGGCAACAAGGCUGAUCUCACAGACCCUAAAGCUCACCUGUCCAAGGGCCCCGACGUGACCUCCGAUGACCGAACUGAGUGCGAUGAGGAAAGGAUGGAGCCAGAGGUGGAGGUGCUGUCUGCUUGCCCCACACCUCCAGCCUCCCCUGCGUCCCUCUCCGGGGUGAUGCUGAACAAACAGGUCACCCCCGAGGAAGCGGCGUCGUUCUACGGAAGAAUACUGCGCUACAAGGGUCUCGACGAAAAAAGCAGCUUCCCCGCGGAGAAGAUGUGCUUCGAGACGAGCGCCAAGACGGGCUACAAUGUGGACGCCCUGUUCGAGACUUUGUUCGAUCUGGUGCUGCCUUCCAUCCUGAGGAAGAGGAACGAGAACCAGGAGUCUCCCACGGUGGACCUGGAGGAGUGCAGGGGGGGCGGCAACAAGCGGACCAGAUCUUCCUGCUGCUAGGACCUGGCAAAGGACGGAGGAGAGGCUGCCAGACGCAGAGACCUGUUUUUAAAGCAAGGACAAUCAACAGGUCGGCCUGCACACCAAAACACAUACUGUGACGGUACUACUUAUCUGCCUUGACUGAGAACUGAUAGCAUUAAUGACCUCUGAAGAAACCCACUCACACACUAAAACACAAACACCUGUUCUUGAUCCUGUGAAGACGGUCCGGUUACGCUUUACGAUUUCUUCGAUCACUCUGUGCUUUGAAAUCUUCCACCCCGACGACUGAAACUGCACUUAAUAUCCCAAAGAUGUGUCUGAGGGUAAAUAACACACACAAGAAGUCCAUCACUGCUGUUGUUUUUUUUAUGUUUUCCCAUGAGAUUGUCACAGAUUUAACAGCACUAAUUGUUAGGGUGGUACUCUGCACUGUGUUUUAUCAUGGCUUUUUCCUUAAAUCACUUUUUUCUUUUACUCUCUAUCUUACUCGCAUUGUUUUUCUAUUUUUUAUUUUUUUUUCCCGGCGCAUUUCAAAUGAGUGUAAAUAGUAAAAAUACACCUGUUGCAUUUUUAAGUACACUGUCAUAAUAAAGAUUUUUAUUUUGCCACCUGUCUUCUCGGUAAGUUUGUGACAUUAAAACGACACAGUCAGACGUGUAUAACAAACAACAUUUAAUCUUUACAAUCCAAUGAAAUGAUGUUAUGAAAAUUACCAUAAUUAUAUUACAAUUUAAACAAAUGUUGUCGUGCAUAUUGCCGGGUCUAAUCAAACUGUUUAUUUCUAAAGAGAGAGAGAGAAAAAAAGUGAACAUUUGACCUACUGUGUAAAAUAAUGGAGCAACAACGACCUUUGACCUGAGCUGUUUACAUCCUGUGCUGUUGGCAGCUCGGUGCAGUUCUGUAGUUAGUAGAUUGUGUGACAUGAGUGGUGUUAAAAAGAUAUAUAUGUAUAUUUAAAGUCUAAGAAAGGCAGAAGGGGUCAAGUUCAUUCAUCUGGUAUAAAUACAAAGAGAAUCAGUGCAUCGUGUGAAGAGUAAGUCGGCAGACUAAAUGCUUGAAAACAGUCAUGUUAUAAAAAAUAGGUUUUGUAAAGAGCGUAGAGUAAAAAAAA
Messenger RNA from Larimichthys crocea (large yellow croaker), 2146 nucleotides. RefSeq names its product RAB20, member RAS oncogene family (gene rab20). The record is from RefSeq and is a predicted model, not a curated record. Bases 253 to 1050 code for a protein of 265 amino acids. The transcript is spliced from 2 exons. Gene Ontology annotation, molecular function: GTP binding; GTPase activity. Lineage: Eukaryota; Metazoa; Chordata; Actinopteri; Sciaenidae.